Messenger RNA from Rotaria sordida, 303 nucleotides. The record is from the annotation of a GenBank genome assembly. NCBI's taxonomy places the organism in Eukaryota, Metazoa, Rotifera, Eurotatoria, Philodinida, Philodinidae.
AUGUUAGUUAAAUGUGUUUAUCCCAUGUUGGCAAGUCGAUGGAGUUAUAUGAAAUUGAUUUCUUGUAAAAGUUUAACUACAUCAAAUGUAUUUUUCGGUCAAUCUUCUUCGGGAACAAAUCGUGGUGCAUCAUCAAAAUCUAAUGAAAAGGGAGAACGUUCGAAAAAUGAACAAAAAAAUCAACGUCAACAAAGUGGAAAUAAAGACCAAGGUCAAGCUAAAUCUGAUGUUGAACAAGAAAAAUCUCAACAAGAAGGUCCAGCUGAUAAACAAGCUGAACGAAUAUCAUCAACCAAAAACUGA